This is a messenger RNA of Venturia canescens, 1630 nucleotides long. RefSeq names its product Decapping enzyme, scavenger (gene Dcps). The transcript is spliced from 4 exons. Gene Ontology annotation, biological process: deadenylation-dependent decapping of nuclear-transcribed mRNA. Bases 164 to 1180 code for a protein of 338 amino acids. NCBI's taxonomy places the organism in Eukaryota, Metazoa, Arthropoda, Insecta, Hymenoptera, Ichneumonidae. Gene Ontology annotation, cellular component: P-body; nucleus. The record is from RefSeq and is a predicted model, not a curated record. Gene Ontology annotation, molecular function: RNA 7-methylguanosine cap binding; hydrolase activity.
CUUGGGCGAACUACACCUACGUAAUACGACCGGGUGAAGUGUGUGUAUGUGUGUUGCGUUGCUGUGGAUUGUUGAUUUGUUGAUGGUUGUUCGUUUUUACGCACGCACGCUGGCCGGCUCAUUGUCAGAAAUAAAAAGCCGAUAAAACAAUAACAAAAUAAACAUGGCUGAAGUGAAACGAUACGAAAAGGACGAGUUGGUGGAUUCGCCGGCAAAAAAAAUAAAAUUGGAUGUUGAAAUUAAAGACGCCCAAGAGAAAUCGAUUGACGUAAUAGAAAAUUGGCAAAAUUUUGAGGUCAAACGUGUACUCAACAACAACAUUGUGCGUAAACAAGUAUGGCUUGAAGGAUCAUUCAAAGGCCACGAAAAUACAGCAAUUGUUUUAUUGGAGAAAAAAACUUUCCCCGAUGAAUCCGAAAAUUUGAAAAACUUUUUCGACGACGAAACACUGUUGAAGCAUCUCUUUGACAAUGAUGCUUACGGAUCUUACGAAUGCUUUCCCAUAAGAGAACACAACGGUUUGAAUACAACUGUGAUAUAUCCUGCGACGCAGAAACAUUUGGAAAAAUUUUCUAAGAAGGAGAUCAACAUUGUAACAGAAACUCCUGAAUUGUACAAAAAAGUGACCAUACCCAAAGUCAUUGGACAACAAUUGUCGCUUCAGUGGGUAGAAAAUAUUUUGAAUCACAAAUCAGAAGCAGACAGAAUUAUUUAUGAGGACACUGAUUCGAACAACGGAUUUGUUUUGAUCCCUGAUUUGAAGUGGGAUGGCAACCUCAAUACUCUAAACGUGUUGGCCAUUUCGAGGAAGAAAAUCAAUUCAAUAAGAGAUUUGAAUGCGAGUCACUUGACGCUAUUGAAAAAUAUAAGGGACAAAGGGACAGAAGCUAUCGUCAAGAAAUACGAUAUCAGCUCAUCGAAGCUGAGGAUAUAUUUUCAUUAUUUGCCGUCUUAUUAUCAUCUUCAUGUGCACUUCACACAAUUAUCGGUGGAGGAUGCUGGCAUUUAUGCGGAGAAAGCUCAUCUCCUCUCGACUGUGAUAAGCAAUAUAGAAUUAUUGCCAGAUUAUUAUCAGAAGGUUACUCUUCAAUUCGCCGUUUUUAAUCCUGAUUUAGUCGAAGAUUACAAACAAGCAGUCGAACCUAACGAAAAAACGAACGAGCCUGAGGAAGAGUGUUGAACGAAAUCAAUUACGGAAAAUUUUAUUUUCAUACGACGAAAUAACUAGUUAUGCGAAAUAUUUCAAAGGCCACGAAUUUGACGUCUAGUAAAAUAAAAUACGUUUACACGAAACUUUGCAUAACUCAACGAAUUGUAAAUUCAAAAAUAUGUCCGUCCUGUAAUUCAGCGUUAGAAUUUUGACCGAAAUUUCAAUGUGCUUUAUUGUUUACCGAAUCUCUGAGUGAGUGCACGUCUUCAACUAGGAGCAAACUCAACAAUUAUUAUGGAAAACCAUUUUUACACUUUGCUGUCACAUUCGAAAGUAUCAAUUUUUUAUGGCCGAUUUUGGUGUGAAGUGUGUUAAUAAUAAUUCGACCCAUGUAAGAGUAAGAAAUUACCUUUUCAAACAGCGUCUCGGAAAGUUUUUUUUCCAAGUGGAUCAAUAAAAUUCAUAACCCAUUGAAAAUGA